Molecule: messenger RNA, 546 nt
Organism: Magnolia sinica
Lineage: Eukaryota; Viridiplantae; Streptophyta; Magnoliopsida; Magnoliales; Magnoliaceae
Product: egg cell-secreted protein 1.4-like
Exons: 1
Coding region: 19-438 (139 amino acids)
Biological process (GO): double fertilization forming a zygote and endosperm
Source: RefSeq, a predicted model, not a curated record
CUCUCUCUCAGUAGUCCAAUGGCUCUUCAGAGGCUCGCUCUCCUCGUCGCAGUCUCAUUUCUUAUGGCGCAGGCACAGGCGCGCCAUACUCCCUUUGAAACCCGCAACGACCUCCUGACUCGGCUCGAAAGCGGCACCGGAAGCUUGUUCGAUUGCUGGAAUGCACUUCUGGAGCUGCGAUCCUGCACUAACGAGAUCGUCCUCUUCUUCCUCAAUGGCGAAUCCUACCUGGGCCCCAAUUGCUGUCAGGCCAUUCAUGUGAUUACGCGUCAGUGCUGGCCUGCCAUGCUCGCUUCUAUAGGUUUCACAACAGAGGAAGGUGAUAUACUCAGAGGCUACUGCGAUGCAUCGACCACUGUGCCGCCUCCAUCGCCCGUGAGCUUAGGUCCAGUUGCGGUUGGGCCGGUUGCUUCUGGGGUUGUUGGUUUGGAGGAUUAGAUGAAGUAGAAAUGGAUGGUAUGAACUGAAAUAGUAGAUAUGUUUUUGUGGUGUUUUUACGUUUGCAUGGUUUAGUGGAUAAUCUCUAUAUAUAAAUGGUAUGACAUA